Molecule: messenger RNA, 648 nt
Organism: Candidozyma haemuli
Lineage: Eukaryota; Fungi; Ascomycota; Pichiomycetes; Serinales; Metschnikowiaceae
Gene: VTI1
Product: v-SNARE protein
Exons: 1
Coding region: 1-648 (215 amino acids)
Biological process (GO): vesicle fusion with Golgi apparatus; Golgi to vacuole transport; retrograde transport, endosome to Golgi
Cellular component (GO): late endosome membrane; SNARE complex; endoplasmic reticulum membrane
Molecular function (GO): SNARE binding; SNAP receptor activity
Source: RefSeq, a predicted model, not a curated record
AUGUCAGACUUAUUUGAAACAUACGAAUCGGAUUUCCAGUUGGCUCUCCAAGAAGCCAAGGCCAAGAUCGGCAGCGUCCAGCUGAGCAGCGCCGGCCUGCGCAAAGACGCCCUCCAGGCCAUUGAACACGCCACAGACGAAGCCUUAGAGAUCUUGGACCAAAUGAACCUCGAGAUCCAGAGCCUUCCAGCCAAUCAGAGACUGAGCUACAACGCCAAAGUCAGACAAUACAGAAGUGAAGUCGAAGGCAACAAGCAGAAGCUCAAGGAGCUUUUGGACGAAGAAGACAGACUGGAGCUUUUUGGCAGCAGGUACACAGACAACGAAGAAGAAAGCUCCCAAAGAAAACAACUACUUAGCAACAAUGCCUCUUUGGACAGACUGACCCAGCGUCUCCAAGAAUCGCAGCGUGUAGCACUUGAAACUGAGGGUAUUGGUGGAAACAUCUUGAAUGACUUGAGAGCACAGAGAGAGCAGAUUCUGAAUGCUCGUAGCACGUUGCUGACUGCUGACAAUUACGUGGAUAGAUCGGUGCAGACGUUGAAGCUGAUGAGCCGGAGACUUGUGGCGAACAAGUUUAUUUCGUAUGCGAUCAUUGCGGUGUUGAUUAUUCUAAUAUUCUUGGUUCUUGCCAGUAAGUUUUGGUAA